AUGGCAACAACGACAGACGGAGCUGCCAGUGCAGCUGUGGUGGCAGACUCGGCGGCCACUGGAGACGCUGGGAACAAGUUCCAGCAUGCCAUUUCUGCAUGGAGAACGGUCGACCUUACAACCCUCACAUCAAAUCUCGAUACUACGGCCUCAGAUAUCGUCACAUAUCAACGUGAUUCUACGGUGCAGCGCAAGGACCUGGCGCAGAAAACAAAAGAUUUCCGAAAACUUGACGAUGCCACAAAACUUACGGAGAUUAAAGGAUUGCUGAAAGCCUACCAAACGUUCAUCGAUCUCUUGACGAAUCACUCAAAGGCUGUCAACUCGGCUUUUCUACAAGCCUACUCGUCAAUAUCCGAGGCGCCCGACCCGUACCCGCUGCUCGAAGCCUCCGUAGAUGCUAUGCUAGUGUCGGAAGACACGGCGCCGAAACUCAGAGACGAAAACAAGCACCUCCAAGAAAAUGUUGCCAAACUUACCGCACAGCUUGAAGAGACCGAGACGAAGCUACAAUCUGAGCUCGCAGCGCGUAAAGACUUAGAGGGCAACCUAGACACAAAAGUCAAGGAUGUUGAAUUGUCCUGGAACGCUGUGCUGGGCGAGCGCAAAGACAACUGGGAGGCAAGAGAAAAGAGUCUGGAAGAGAAAGUGGAGAGCCAGGAGAGACUUCUGAAUGAGCUAAAAGCUACUUAUGAGACGAACCAGCGCCUUGGAAAAGCCGGCGACGACCAAGAGGGAAUGCGCAGCCAGGCCUCCAGAGCGGAGCUGGACAUGCUGCAUUCCGACUUGGAACGUACGAGUGCACGACUGGCAGAUGUCGAGUCUCGGAACGAGCAAAUGCGUCUGGAACUGGCUGAAGCGAAGUCCAGUGCUUCUUCCCAACCCAAGGCAUCUUUGGAGGACGACCCCGACUAUAUGAGAAUGCGAUCCGAGAACUCUUCCCUCAUACGAAAGCUCGACAGCACAAGAUUAGAGAAAGAAAGUCUCAAGAGAGAUCUGGAUACCAAGGUCCGAUCCACGGAGCGGGAGCUGAAUCUACUGAAGGAGGAGAAAGACUCGCUCAAAUCAAAAGUGCAGAAGUGGAGUGAUUACGACGAAGUGAAACAGGAACUAGAGGUGCUCAAGAGCAUUGAGUUCUCUACAGGCGACGAUGAUGACGAUAUGCCAACUGUCAAGGACGGUGAGACUGAGGCCGGCAACACACUGGAGAAGCUGCUCCUAGGUCGAAACAAAAAACUGGGUGACGAACUCACGGUACUCAGAGUUUCGCACCAAGACUUGCAAACAAGAUUGGAGGAUCUGCAAGAAGAAAUGUCCAAGACGAACGCUGAUCUUGAGAGAUCUCACAACCUGAAUGAGAAGCUUGAACGAGACCUAGAGCAGAUGCAUGCGGAAGGUGCAAAUGCCUUCCCUUCUGGAGCUUCGGUCGCGGGAACAUAUGUCACACGAGCGCAGACCCGACGCGGUGGCAGAAUUUCACCAACCUCGUCAAUCAUCAGUGGAUUAGACCCUCGCGGAGGCGGUGAAAGAGAACCAAUGGGCGGAGGGUCUGGUAUCUUGCCCAUGGUAACAGCCCAGCGAGAUCGGUUCAAGCAGAAGAACGUACAACUGGAGAAGGAUGUUUCAGAGAGCCACAAGACAGUACAGCAGCUACGGCAAGAGGUGGCAGCACUGCAAAAGGAUAACCUGAAUUUGUAUGAAAAGACGCGAUACAUUUCGACAUACAAUCGCUCAGGCGCAACAUCCUCCUCUGCGACCGCCUAUGGGGAAAAUCCAAACCCAUCUACGGUGGCCAUUGGAGGCACCGGGACUCCGGGCAUGGCCAUGGAUAGAUACCGUGCAGCAUACGAGUCAAACAUCUCACCCUUUGCUGCGUUCCGCGGACGGGAAUCCGCGCGAGCCUAUCAACGCAUGAGCCUGCCCGAGCGGGCCGUGUACUCUAUUACACGAAUGGUGCUGGCGUCGCGCAGCAGCAGGAACCUGUUUGCAGCAUAUUGCGUGGCACUACACCUGCUAGUUUUUAUGUGCCUGUACUGGCUUGGUGCGUCGGACCUGGAGAAGCACGCGGGCAGCUUGGGCGCCACAUCAGCGGCCGCGGGCGGCGCUGCAGCCAAGGGUGCAGCAAAUGGUGGCAAGUGGAAGGAAGAUGGCUUCGCGGGUAGCUAA
Molecule: messenger RNA, 2166 nt
Organism: Akanthomyces muscarius
Lineage: Eukaryota; Fungi; Ascomycota; Sordariomycetes; Hypocreales; Cordycipitaceae
Exons: 3
Coding region: 1-2166 (721 amino acids)
Biological process (GO): intra-Golgi vesicle-mediated transport
Cellular component (GO): Golgi membrane
Source: RefSeq, a predicted model, not a curated record